UCCAAGAAUUCGAAGAAUGCUCAAAUGUUCGAAUGCUCAAAUGUUCGAAUGCUCAAGAACUCCAAUUAUUACAGCGUUUUCUCUUUGAGAAAAGGAGUCAUCCCUACGUAUGAGUACUGUUCAUCUAUUUAUAAGGACGUGAGGGUAUACAAGUUAAUAUAAAAUUACAUCUAUGACCAUCAUCGUCUUUUCCCUUUGCAAACGUUAUGCGGAUGCAAAUUAAGGCCCGUUUAGUUUGAAGUACUAAAGAUUGGUCCCUCAAUUUGUCACAUUUAGUCCCUAAAUUGUCAAACAGUGGGACUAAAACAUGGACUAAACUAUUUUAGUUUUUAGUGCCUCAAGGGGUGACUAAAAGGGACUAAACCAUAUAAAUUCUACUUUUUGUCUCUCCUUUAUUUUAGAUACACUAAUGGUGGGAGAAUGUAAGGGAUAUUUUAGUUCUCUUAUGAUUCAUUUAAUGUGUUUUGAAUAAUUUUAAUCCCUAAAACCAAACAGGAAAACCAAACAGGGUAGGAAUUAAACUUUAGUCUGCUAACUAAAUUUUAAUCCUCAAACUAAAGGAACGAGGCCUUAAUCCCUCCUUUAUUUCCCUGGUGCUUCCUUUCUGUGCCGCAAGAUGCUUCAGCUAGACGUUGAUGCCGAAACUUCCUCGUUCUCUCUUUAGUCUAUAUUAAUAACCUUUGGCAAAUAUGAAUCGGUUAUCCCUAAAACAAAUUAAAUCAUAAAGUGGUUAAAAUUUAUUAGUUUUUGAUUACCUUCGGCAAACAGGUGAUAUGCCGACUAGGACCCGAUGUCUAGGAACAUUUAUAUCUCCGGAGACUAUUGGUCGCCAGUCGCCACGCGCACUCACCGCUAUCUUGAUGAUUGUGUCUGUCUCGCUCUCGCUGCUCCGUUCCUGUUCUUCCGCUCCUUCUCCCCACCUCGUUUUGGCUGAUCAAAGUUCUUGUUCGCGAACACUUUCCUCUGCCUGACACUCUGAGUUCUUGGUUAAUGAGCCUGUAUAGACCCAUCGGCCAUCACCAGUUCACUACUCGCCAAUCGACAUGUCAGGACAGAGCUCAAGCUCCUAUGGUGACACUGAUCCUGGCACAGACAGGGCAUACAGCACCACCUCCAGCAGCAUCCGGUGGGGUCCGCACGGCCGCGGCAUGACGGCCUGCCUCGUCGUCGUCAAUGUCGUGCUCGUCGCCCUCGUCUACCUCUACUUCUGGAGGGUGUUCUCCCGCAGAAGCGCCGCGUCCCCCUCAGCAGCUAACCCCACGGACCACGACGACGAUGCGUCUUCCACAUCGACGCCGCCGUCGCCGCUAUCGUCCCAGGACCAGCACGGUCGCAUCGUGGCGUCGCUGCCGACGUUCGUCGUGCGCUCCGGGUCCGGCGCCGGCGCCGAGUGUGCGGUGUGCAUCGCGGAGCUGCGGGACGGCGACGAAGGGCGCGCGCUGCCGCGGUGCGGGCACCGGUUCCACGCGGCGUGCGUCGACGCUUGGCUGCGGCUAUAGAUGGCCAAACGGGCCGUGCUAAAUGGGCCGGCACUAAGCACGGCACGGCCCAUAGUGCUUCGGCACGACACGGGCACGAUUCAUAUAGUGCCAGUGCCGGCACGACACGAGUCUAGUGCCGUGCUUGGGCCGCCACCCCGGCACGAUGGCCUGGCACGAGCACGACACGAUUAACUGGCCGGCACGGUUAGGCACGACUUAGACCAACAUGUGGUUUAUAAAUGUGAUUGUGAUAUGUGUAUGGGGUUGUACAUUGUUAUUUGUUGUGAUUUACACAUAAUGAAUUCACUUUAUAAUGAUAUAAAUAUUCAAGUUUUAAAAUUA
Molecule: messenger RNA, 1823 nt
Organism: Zea mays
Lineage: Eukaryota; Viridiplantae; Streptophyta; Magnoliopsida; Poales; Poaceae
Exons: 1
Coding region: 1044-1499 (151 amino acids)
Source: RefSeq, a predicted model, not a curated record